This is a messenger RNA of Parastagonospora nodorum SN15, 1590 nucleotides long. RefSeq lists its product as hypothetical. Gene Ontology annotation, molecular function: transmembrane transporter activity. Lineage: Eukaryota; Fungi; Ascomycota; Dothideomycetes; Pleosporales; Phaeosphaeriaceae. The transcript has 4 exons. Bases 1 to 1590 code for a protein of 529 amino acids. The record is from RefSeq and is a predicted model, not a curated record. Gene Ontology annotation, biological process: transmembrane transport.
AUGUCGCAAGAAAAGGAGCAACAUACAGCGCAUCCCUCAGGAGACCAAACACCGCAAACUUCUACUUCCAUUACACCAAGCCUGCGCUCCAACAAAGAUGACGAGAAGUCGCAAUCGAGCACACCAGGAGCACCCUCCGACGGCGUCCUGCAACAACAUCCUCCUGCUGAAGUUCGCGCAGAUGGCAAGCGCGAACUGAAGGAAUGGGAGUGCUGGGAUCAGCUCGCGUACAAGUGGCCCAACCAUGGAAGAAAGUGCAUGUAUCUCUCGUCUAUCGCACUCAUCCCAGAUCUCUAUGAACUUCAACACAUCGCUGCGCGCGUUGGCCAAAUGAUCUAUUUGGUGUUUUACAGCUUUGGGUGCGAGCUAUGGGCGCCAUGGUCGGAAGAAUUUGGUCGCUGGCCGAUCCUCCAGCUUUCGUUAUUUCUCAUCAACAUCUGGCAGAUUCCAAACUCAGUGGCGCCGAACUUUGGGACUAUUGUGGUCUGCAGAGCACUUGGCGGGCUGUCCACGGGCCGGGGGUUCCGUGACGCUUGGGUUGAUCGCGGACCUCAUUGGGCGCUGAACUUCAUCGUAUUGAGCUCAACCAUUGGUACGAGCAUUGGCGGCGUCAUUGGAGGUCCAAUCGAACGAUAUCUGUCAUGGCAUUGGAACUUCUGGAUCCAGCUCAUCUUCGGAGUCACCGUACAGGCCAUUCACUUCUUUAUGCCCGAGAGCCGCUCGACCAUCCUCAUCGACCGCGAAGCAAAGCGGCGGCGCGAAACCGGCGAAGAUCCAAACGCGUACGGACCCAACGAGCUCAAGAAGCCGCGAAUAUCAUUUAAAGAAGCAGGGAAAAUUUGGCUACGGCCAUUUGAGAUGUUCGUUCGCGAACCCAUUGUCUUGUUCUUGUCGCUUCUUUCUGGUUUCUCCGAUGCGCUCAUCUUCACGUUCCUCGAGGCAUUCGCCAUCACGUUCCCAGCAGAACUUUGGUUUCGGCACGCUGCAGGUUGCAUGGGCUUUCAUUCCCAUCAACGCAUCGUACUUCUUCACGUACUUCCUGUACUGGCCGUGGUUCAAGCGCGACGAACACUUGAGGAGGAAGAACGGACCCGAUUCGCUGUCACCCGAGCGUCGCCUCAAGCCGCUUCUCUUAACUCGCUCUAUGGCGAGCCGACUCGGUCUUUUGGAUUCGCAUGGACUUGUACCGGCCCACCGCAGACACAUUGGAUCGCGCCAAUGAUCUUCUCGUUCCUCUCGGUUUGGCCCAACUUUGCAAUCUACUACUCCUCCGUCGACUACAUGAUUGCAGCAUACGGACCCUACUCUGCAUCAGCUACCGGCGGCAAUGCGUUUGCGAGAGACUUUCUUGCCGGUAUCUCAGCGAUGUACGCUGCACCGUUGUACCAUAAUCUCAGCAGGACCAGGCCUUCGGAAUACGCGACCACGGUUCUUGCUGGCUUGUCGUGUCUGGUAGUAGUCCCCAUUUACGUCUUCUAUUGGAAAGGGCCGCAGAUCCGAAAGGCUUCGAAGUUCGCGUCAAUAUUGGCAGAGGACAGGAAGGCCGAGGGUGUUCGGCGCCUUAGCAAAGCUGACAAUCUUCAAGUGUAA